AGUCAGCAUGGCUGGGGCUGAAGAAGCAGUCCACGGAGGGCGCGAUAACCAUGCUCCCUUUGCUGGUGGGAAGUCUGUGCUCCUCUUUGGACAGAGCCAGUACACAGCAGAUGAAUACCAGGCCAUCCAGAAUGCUCUGAGGCAGAGGCUGGGUCCUGAGUACAUUAGCAGCCGUGUAGCUGGAGGAGGUCAGAAGGUGUGUUAUAUUGAAGGUCAUCGGGUAAUUAAUCUGGCCAAUGAGAUGUUUGGUUACAAUGGUUGGGCACACUCCAUCACCCAGCAAAAUGUGGAUUUUGUUGACCUCAACAAUGGCAAAUUCUACGUGGGAGUCUGUGCAUUUGUAAGGGUGCAGUUAAAGGAUGGUUCCUAUCAUGAGGACGUGGGCUAUGGAGUUAGUGAGGGCCUCAGGUCGAAGGCCUUGUCACUGGAGAAGGCCAGGAAGGAAGCUGUGACUGAUGGACUGAAGCGGGCACUCAGGAGUUUUGGGAAUGCACUUGGAAACUGCAUUCUAGACAAAGACUAUCUGAGGUCACUGAGUAAGCUCCCACGACAGCUCCCUCUUGAAGUGGAUUUAACUAAAACAAAGAGAGAAGAUUUCGAACCAUCUGUAGAGCAGGCAAGAUAUAACAGUUGCCGACAGAAUGAAGCAUUGGGACCCCCCAAAGCACAGGAAGCAGCGUCCCCUUGCAGACCAAGCCACCCCUAUGAUUCGAACAUUAAGCUACACGAGGCUAAGGACAUCAGCACCUCCUGCAGUCUGGCCACCACCUUGGAGAGUGAUGCCACUCACCAGAGAAAGCUCCGGAAGCUCCGGCAGCAGCAGCUACAGCAGCAGUUCCGGGAACAGAUGGAGGCUCACCGGCAGAGCCACACACCUGCCAAAGAGGUGGAAGCCACGCAUGAGGGGAUUCCAGCUCCUCCAAAACACAGCACCCCUGUAAAUGCAGCCUCAGAACUCCUCAGGGAGAAAGCCGUCUUUCCAGAGAACCUUGAAGAGAAUCUUGAAAUGUGGGACCUUACUCCAGACUUAGAGGACAUCUUUAAGCCCUCAGGCAGAGCAGAACCACCCCAAACCUCUGCCACUCGAACCCUCAACAACCAGGACAGUGUCCCACAUAUCCAUUGCCACCAGAAACUACAAGAAAAACCUGGACCUGGGCACCUGCAGACCUGCAGCACUAAUCAGAAUGUCCUAGGUGUGUGGAAGAACAAAAAUUCUGGGUUUAAUUCUAUAAAAUGUAAAGGAAAGGUGCUAGUUUGUUUCAAGAAGUUGACUUAGGGGGACUGGAGAAAUGGCUCCAAUUCUUAACUCCUAGUACUCAUGUAUUGCUUCACAACUGUCUUUAACACCAGUUCCAAGGAGAUUGGAUACUCCUUUUCUGGACUCUGGGCAUACAAGUAGUGCAUAGACAUGCGUGCAGACUAAAUACCCACACCGAAAAACUUAAAAAAAAAAAAAAGGAUGGGGGAGGGAGAAACAGGACACAGUAGCACAUGCCGGCAAUCCUGGUCCUCAGGGUGACAAAGUAGGAGGAUUUCCAUUGAGGCCAGCCUGAGCUAUAGGAGGUAUAGAUAUGCCUCGUAAAAGAUGAAUUCUGUGGGCUGGGUAUUUAGUCCAACCAAUGGUAGAACACUUACCUAGUAUGUUGUAUGGCCUUGUGUUCAAGCAGGCCAGUAAGGAAUACAUACAAAUACAUACAUAUUAAGAUCCUGUCUCAAAAGGAAAAAAAAAGCUGGAUGGAGUCCUAAGGUGGUGAGCAGUACAGGUAGAGAGUGGUUUGAGCUUUGGACUCUGGACAUCUAGGUCUAUUUAGUUCUAGAAUGAGGUGUGUCCAAGAGACUUGAGAAAGUUAUGAAUGUUUGUAUUAACGAAAUUACAGACUUAAUUAUUUUUGUAACUUGAUUACAUCGCUCUUGAGAUCCAAACCUUGAUGAUAGUGUUUUAUAAUGUCAAAAUGUUGGGCACGCUACUUGUCCUGACUGCAUUUAGAUCACUUCCUCCUCAAGGUAGGUAUGUCAUGAUGAGAAUGACACCACAAUGGUCAUUGUGUGUUGUCUGAAUGAAGAUUGUUAGCUAAUACACUCCAGAAAUGACUAAUUACAUUCAAAUCAUAGCCCUCCUCCCAGUCCCAACCCUUAACAAAUCCCUUCCCCAUUACCACCUACCCUUCUCAGAGCUGAAGGAAGUCCCCUUUAGGUACCACCUCAUCCUGGGAUAUCCAGACCCAGCAGGAUUAGGUACAUUCUGUCCCACUGAGGUCCAACCAGGCAUUCCAGUUAGGGGAAGAAGAUGCAAUGGCAGGCAACAGAGGAAGAUAGGCCCCAUUUUGUUAGAGGAUCCACGUGAAGACCAAGCUGCACAUAUGCUAUAAAUUAUUGGUGGUGGUGGUGAGGCUAUUGUUUAAAGUCAAGUCUGCUGUUAUUUAAACCAUUAAAC
Messenger RNA from Apodemus sylvaticus (European woodmouse), 2437 nucleotides. RefSeq names its product RAD52 homolog, DNA repair protein (gene Rad52). Lineage: Eukaryota; Metazoa; Chordata; Mammalia; Rodentia; Muridae. Bases 8 to 1279 code for a protein of 423 amino acids. The record is from RefSeq and is a predicted model, not a curated record. Gene Ontology annotation, cellular component: nucleus. Gene Ontology annotation, biological process: double-strand break repair via single-strand annealing; mitotic recombination; double-strand break repair via homologous recombination. The transcript is spliced from 10 exons.